Molecule: messenger RNA, 5607 nt
Organism: Daktulosphaira vitifoliae (grape phylloxera)
Lineage: Eukaryota; Metazoa; Arthropoda; Insecta; Hemiptera; Phylloxeridae
Exons: 6
Coding region: 106-810 (234 amino acids)
Source: RefSeq, a predicted model, not a curated record
AAAAAUUUAACGAAUUUAUUUUAAUUGUUAAACUAAGUACAUAAAUUAAUAAUAUUCUCAUCUUAAGUAUCUGGUCGAUUAUUCAGAUCUAUCACCUAGGAAAAAAUGAUGUAUUUGCAAUUUCAAAUAAUUCUGUGUAUUGGACUAAUAUUUUCAACAUCAGCAGAUGAUACCAUAUCAGAUAAUGUUAUUGAUGCAUUAACAUCGAAAAAUUUAGAAAUGGCACUAGACAAAUUCCAUAAUUGCGUUUAUAGAUUUAAAAUAAAUACACUACAAAAAGGAAAAAAAAAUAUUAAUACACAAUUAAUGAUGUUGAAGAACCUAAUCAUUGACGCCAAAAUAAAACCAGAUGAAACGAGUACCAAAUUAUUAGAACUCUUAGAAUUAAAUGCAUCACAAAAUUCAGAACACCUUAAAAGUUGUUGCGCUAUUUUUCACGAGAAUUUGUUUGUAGUAGAAAAUCCCAUGCUCACAAUGAAUGACGAUAUUGAAGCUUCUGUAUAUUCGCGAUAUACGAUAGCGUUUAAUGUUCUGCUUAAUUGCUUAAAGAAAUAUGACUGUCCGGAUAUUGCUGAGAAGGAUCUUUCGCGGGGAUUUUAUAACAGAAUACCAAAUGUUCGAAACGGUGAACCACGUUUAAAAUCUAUAACUAAACAAUUACUAGAGGAAGUUGUUUAUAAUAAUAUGACACUAAACGAUUUUUUAAUUAGUUUACAAAAUAACGUAUAUGGACCUAAUUGCGAAAAACCUUUUGCAAGAUAUUGUAUUGCUGCUUACUACACAUAUUUGAAUUCUUAUGUCCCACUUUAAAAAAUAUAUUCAAAGAAAGUAGAGAACUUGAGCUUUGAAAUAAACAUUUUCUGUGUAAUAAUAUGGUUCAAUUAAAAGUUUUCUUUAUAAUAUGUUUCUAUUUUUGGUGUUUAAAACGUUUUGAUUUGAUUUUUUUUAAAGUUAAUAGAAUGUUUUAAAUAAUAUUCUCUUAUAUUUUUUUUCCAAAAUUAUUGAUUUUUUUUUUUAUAUAAUUAAAUAUUUUAGAAAAAAUCCAAUAGUUUUAAAUUCUUAACUUUUCCACUGCUCUUAAUACACAAUAUCAGUAGUUUCUUUUUUACAUUGUUAUUCAUUUAGUAUACCUAUAAUAUAUUAGCUUCGAUGCGAAGCUAAAUAGGUAUUAAUUUACUAUGAUGUGUUUUUUUUUUUUGUGUUACCACUUUUUCAUAGCUCUCAACGAACCGAUUUCUUUCAACAAUACGACAAUAGAUUACAAAUCGUAUCUAAUCAAAGACAUUACCCUCAACAAUUGAAAACAUUUUCCUCGUUCCCCGUAAAUGAGAGAAAGUUCCAAAAAAAUUUCAAAUUUAAAAAUCGCUAAUUUUCGAAUUUUUUUCAUUUUUUUUCUUAAAACUGCUAUAACUUUUUCAAUAAUGACUAUAUCAGAAUAAUUUUUUUUUUAUAGAAUGUGUUUACCUAUCAAUUGAUGUAUUUUUUUUAUACAUUUAACCAUUUACCUGACCACAGGGGGAGUUUUAAAAUGACAAUUUUUUCACAAAAAAUUAACUUUUUCAACUUUAAUUUUGAAAGUGUUCCGGAAAUACUGACACUUUUAUAUAUACCUUAAAUUAAAGCUUAUUUAAUAUACUUUAUAAUGAAAAAAAAAAACAAUUCAGACUUUAUUUUGUCUUUACGGUAAAAAUGGCCACCCUAUGCUAAUUUUGUGUGAAAAUUCUCGAUUUUAUAUUUUUAAUUUUUAACUUUAUAAUUCCAAAACUUAUUGAAAAGUGUUUGGAUCAACAACAUUUUUUAUGAAAAAUAAUAUUUAUAUCCCUUUUUCAUUCGACAUACUUUAUCUGAAUCAGUAUAUAAAUAAGGAAAUAGAAGAUUAUGUAGUUUUUGUAAUAAUCCACCAAUUUUUUAUAGUUAAACACUAUCUAAAAAUUUGCAUCGAAGCGUUUUUUAACACGCUUAUAUUAGUUUCACAUGUAUGUGAGUUGUGUGUUGUGUGUAACUUUCCACGCGCCACGUGUUAUUAUGUCGCUUAUCCCGUCGUCUAUGGCCUUGAGACUAGACUGUCGUAACGCAUUCACCCCACCCCGCUCACUACUCGCCGAUAACACUAUUUUCCUGUAUAAUUUUUGUUUUUUAUAUCCAUACAUGCGAGCGUAUCAUCAAUAUUAUAUAUAUACAAAUAUAUAUAUUCGUAUAAACAAAUUUUUAUUGUUUAUUAUUAGAUUCAAAUUUUUUUGAGUUAAUAUACACGUAUAAUACAUAAGGGAUUACAAAUACAGGUAGCUAAUUGGUUUUUUAUGACGAUAUUAGCAAGCAUAAGCAUAAGCAUAAGCAUGUUGAAGUACCUCCGAUGGGAGGUCUCUUUACUCAGUCUCUUCUGUCUGUUUUUUUUUCUUUUAAUGUUAUCACUUAAGCUUAUUGUUCAAUAUUGUAACAGAUAGCGUAAUAAUUAAAAUUUUGUUAAAAAAAAAAAAAAAAUUUUUAACUUUUUAGUUUGAUAUGCUUUAAAAGCGUGUUUUUCAGUUUUUUAAACUAUAUUUAUUAUGAAAGUGAUUCUAAUCACUGUGAGAUAUCAUUAUACUUGAUCCAACUAUGCCACGUCACCACUGUGCCGCGACCCCCCUGUGCUUGGUUUUUAUUAUCCUUCUUUUCAACAUUAUUACUUAUAUAAAUAUAAGUUUGGUUAUUUUAUAACUGAGUUCAGAUUUUAUUAUAACUUUUAAGUAAUAAGCAACAGUUAUGACACACUUGUAUAAAUACAAAAUAAAUAUUGUAAAGUAUUUUAUAGUUUUUUUUUUAGAUAUAUUCCUGGUUAUGAUAAAUUAGAGUCUUUAUAAUUAUUUAUUCUUUUUAACUUUUUAACUGUCAAUAACAAUCAACAAGUAUUUGAUGCCAUCAAAUUGAUGAUCAUUUAUAAAUAAAUUUAUAAUGCGUUUUAAUAGUUAAAAUAUUAUAUGAGAAGUAACUAAAAUCAUUAACAUAAUUUAUAAAUUCUAAAUAUUUACAAAAUAACAUGGGUUCAUGAGAUGAGAAAAAGAAUAUUUGGAUUUCAACAUUACGUGAUGUAACGAGUUAUAAUAGAUUUUUGUAAUAUCCAUCUAAGAAAAUUAAAAUACAAUUGAUAAAUUUAAUUGCUAUUUAUUAAAAUAGCUUCAAAACUUUAUUUGUAAGUGUAAUGUUUAUAUAUAUUUUUCAUUUGAAUUGAAAACAGACGCUAUUGUCAAAAUUAUGACCGUCUUCAAUGCAUUGAGGACACACAAUAUAGAAUGUGAACCGUAGGACCAGUUGAGACAAUUUUUCAUUAAAUGCAAAAAAAAAAAUUAAAUACAAGAUUUUAAUUACAGUCAUCCUUUAUAACAGUGGAGAUACAAGUAAAAAUUUAGACAAAAUAUAAAAAACUUUCCCAUUGCAUUAGGUUAGUUUAUGUUAAGUUUCAUCUUCCCCCCCCUCUGAAUUGGUAUGACAAGGUUAAGUAGAUGAUGAGGCGUGGGUGAAGCUUCUCCUCACAUUUCCAUAGGUUAUUCGCGGUGUUGUAAACUCUACAAUUAGACUUUUUCUAUCAUUUCUCAUCUUACAUAUUAUUAUUAAUUAGUAGGGAUUGCCAACGAUACUGAUAUUUCGACUGGACAUCGAUAUAUCUCGCCGAAUUUUUUCAUUUUUUCCAUAAUAUCAAUUAUUUUUUAAAUAUCGCGUUAAUCAAAAAUCAUUUUUUAUAAAAAAAAACAUUUAAAUUUUAAUUACUUUGUUAUAAAAUAUAUAUUAUUUGAUAAAUAUUAAUAAUUAUUCAGAACUUAAUUAAUUUAGCUUUAAUUAAAAAUAUCAAUUAAAAAUUUGUUAAACAAACCUACUCAAUUGAGUGUAUAAAAACAAGGUGAUUUUUAUUCAAUUUUUGAGGGUACAAUCUUUAGCUAUAUACUUGUUGUGAUAAUUUGACGUAUCAUUAAAAUAAAUAAGUCAAGUGAGAACUGAGAAAAUAAAUGACAGCCACAAAAAAAAAACACAUAGUAAAAUAAUUUUAAUAUGAAUAAGAAAUUUCUUCUCACAAGGGGAGACUACAGUGAUGGGAUCCUUGAAAUAUAAUGAAGUUAUAUAAUCUAAAUUAUAUAAAAUAAAUGAGUGAAAUAUAUUUUUUUAACUCAAAAAAAAUUAAGAAAAUAAUGCAAAAAAAUUCAUCGUCACAGUCGGAUUCGAACCUCGUACACCAAGAGUCAAGCUCACAAAUGCCCGACCCACUCACCGACUACGUCGUAUUAAUCUAUUGAUAAAAAUGACAAUUUAAUCUAGUUUAAAUUUCAAAGUUACUUUUAUCCACUUAAAAGAACAAAAAAAAUUUAACUUUAUAUGCUAAGUCAAAUAGAUUUUUAUAAUAUUUAUGAAAAUCAGCCUACUCUCCUUGUAAGGUAUUUUUAAAUGAAAUACUAAACCAAGAAUUUUACCAUAACAUAUAAUAAAUGAUAUCUUUAGGCGUUGGUUUUGGCGCAAAGUCAUUCAUACUACGUAGUGAAGAACGUGCAACGGAUCCUAUUCUGGGGUCCAUCUAAUAGGGAGGACAAGCUUAUAAAUAAGGUUGGACGAAACACAAUACGGUGGUGUGACUUAAACGGUAUUUGCCGUUCUAAAUAAUGCCUAACGUCAUUUCCAGAGUGGUUUACAAUAAUAUCAGUCUUGUAUAAAAAAAGAACAAAAAAUGGUUUGGAGUGUUACGUAAAAAAAUAACAAUCCAAAGUUUACACUUUUUAGGGGAAUUAUCUAGGCGCCCAUAAUGUCGUGGUGUCAUAAAAUUUAUUUUUAUUUACUAGUUUAAGAGGUGACGACUUGGGUCACGCAAUGGAUUGUGGAGUCGCCACCCUCAUGACUCCCUUGCAAAAGGAAAAUAGGGUCACCAACCACUUAGGUGAGGGUCUUGAUCAUAAAAAAAAAUAACACCCGGACCAUAAGUGGAUUUAAAAAAAUAAACAAUAAGUAAACCAAUAGUAUUAAAUAAAAUAAUAUACACUAUGAUGAGACAAAGUGGAUCGUCGAAUAAAAAAUUAUAUAUAUAUACUAAAAUAUAAAGUGUUGUUGUAAACUAUAAUACUCUGAUGAUACCUUGUAAAUAAAACAAAAUAUGUUUGUUUGAUGUCAUCAGUGGUGGACAUACUUAAGUAUAUCGAAGACCGUUACCUUAUAACUAGAGAGAAUUAUUAAAGGUAAAAAAAAUAAGAUACACAUGAAUAUUGAUGAUAUUCACGCAAUAAAAAGAUUUUUGAUGAUUAAGAGAUUUAAGGGAACUUUAUUAAAUUAUUACAGUUAAGUUAAUAGUGGACAAAACCCGAAGGCAAAAACCACUAUGAAAAUGAAGGGACAAAAGAAAAAAAACGAUUAUUAAGACAAAAAAAAAUUUUAACCUACAACUUUUAGACAGUUCACGUGAAGUGUUUUCCGCACUGGAACAAGUCCGUGUACUCCGGGCGCGCGCGGAUAAUUUUUGUAAUCGGGCCGGCCGGACCGUACUUGGGCACUGCGGGAAUAAUAUAUAAUUAAUAAUAAUUAAAAAAUUGUUAAAGUCUAUUAUAGAAUUGUAUUUGUUCAAGUUCAAUAUAUGACAUUUAUAUUUUCUAAAAA